Messenger RNA from Closterium sp. NIES-67, 840 nucleotides. Lineage: Eukaryota; Viridiplantae; Streptophyta; Zygnematophyceae; Desmidiales; Closteriaceae. The record is from the annotation of a GenBank genome assembly.
GGUAUUUCCCGUUGAAAACCAACCCCCACACACUCUCGCCAUUCCACUCCAUCUCCUCCUGGGCCAAGCCAGGCCAUCCAGCAUUGCGUCUCCCGGUUACCACACCCGAGUUUCCUUUGAGCUUUCCUGCCGCUCGUCCGUGAUUUGUUCACGGUCUGCGGUUAGCUUGACAAUCUUACGGUAGAAUUUUCCUCCGUGUUGGUGGUUGUCACUAGGGAGACCGCUAUCGGUUUCGCUCGGGCGGAUAAUCAAGCCACUGCGCGCGCGUCGCCAUCAUGACCACAGUUGACGCGGAACUCUUCCAAAAGAACGACAAGAACCCGCUCGUGCUACUAGGGGCGUUCACGACGGCGGCGGUGCUGGUGGCGGGGCUGGCGUCAUUCAAGCAGGGCAACGACCGGCGCAGCCAGAUGCUCAUGCGCGCGCGCGUGGUGGCGCAGGGAGGCACCGUGGCGCUCAUGCUGGGAACCAUCGGGCUGGAGGGCUUCCAAGAGCGCAUGCACAACAUCUCGCAACGAUUCUUACCCUCUGCUACCGUGGAGAAGCCCACUUCACAACCCUAGGGCCUCGCUCGCACCGUCUCCGAUCGGAUGCUUGAUGCAGAAGAGGCUUCUCCUGGCCUCCCCCCACUUCCAUCGACUCCCUUUCAUCUUCGUUUAGUGGCGAUUUGCCAUGUAGCGGCAAGGCAAGAUACAGGCUGGUGAUAUGCCCACGAUCUUCGGAGUUAGACCACAAUAUACUGGUGAAGGAGGAGGAGCUGUUGUACUUGGGUUGCGUUGUGUGCAAACUUGUUCAUAAAGCCAUGUUGUAUUUGUGUGCUUUCACUUCGCUUUGCACCAU